Lucilia cuprina (Australian sheep blowfly) is the source of this 6380-nucleotide messenger RNA. RefSeq names its product mitogen-activated protein kinase kinase kinase 4 (gene Mekk1). Gene Ontology annotation, biological process: protein phosphorylation; MAPK cascade. NCBI's taxonomy places the organism in Eukaryota, Metazoa, Arthropoda, Insecta, Diptera, Calliphoridae. Gene Ontology annotation, molecular function: protein kinase activity; ATP binding. The coding region runs from base 540 to 5369 and encodes 1609 amino acids. The record is from RefSeq and is a predicted model, not a curated record. The transcript is spliced from 12 exons.
ACCGUAAAUUCGAGCGAAAAAUUGUCGCGGCGAGGAGGGACGUAUUUGAGUUUUUCCGGACACAUUUGUGGAUCUGUUUAUAAAAUGUCCUUCAUUAUUAUGCGUAUUUGGAGUAUUUAAAGCAAUCAGCUGUCAUAUUAAAAGCAAUAAACAUGAAGAAAAAAACAACAAUUUAGAAACGUCUUAACAUGGCUUUAGUAGCUGCGAUACUUUGGAUACGAAAUGGUUAAGUGACGGGUUGGUGAAUUAAAUGGUUUUGGAAAUAAAAGCAAACGAAAAAUAAAAAAUAAAUGAAAAAAUUUCACCAUUGUAUAAUUUUAAAUAACAAAUAAUUUUUUAUAAAAUAUAUACACGUGUGCUAAAUUAAAAGUGAAUUACAGCAAAAUAAAGUGAAUUCCAUGUAAAAAAUAAAAAUAUUUGUGGAAUAAUAAAAUAAAUAAUAAAAGUGCUUACAUGCUAGAUAAAUUAAAAAAAAGUACGAAAUAUAUUAUAUUAGCAAAAAAUUAAAAUAUUUGAAAGAAAAGAAAUUGCAAUAAAAAAUGUCAAAUGUUCGUAGGAAAUUACGUGUUUGGCCAAAUGAUUUCGUUUUAUUAAGCAGCAGAAAAGAAAAAGAACAGCAACAGCAAAACAAUGAAGAAAGUGAUAAUAGCAACGAUAACAACAAUAUAAAUACUACCAAUAGCGGCAGCAACAGCACCAUUGCCGGCAGCAGCAGCGUUAGCGCUCUUAACAGCAGUGAAAUUAACUCUCGCGAUACAAUGGCGGCUAAAAAUAAAAUACACGUUGCAGCAACAAAAUCAUUAGAUUUAACCGGUCCUCAUGAUGAUGUCUAUAAGAAUAAUGACGCUGCUAACAAUGAUGACGAUGAUGAUGUCUCAGGAGUUGAAAUUCGCAUAAAACAAUCACCCUCCAAACCGAUUAAUUAUCGCAAUGCGACCGUGGAUGAAGACUUUGUUUCAGGACAUCCAGAUGAUUUGCUGGCGGCACGUUUUGAAGAAUAUGGCACAACACCGCCAAGAACACGUUUGAAAAAUAAAACAAGAGACUGGGAGAGAAAACAAAGAGCACAAGCAGUUGCAUCUGUGGGACCAUGUACUGAAUCACCAGUGGUGCCUAAAAAAGGCAUGACACGUAUGGCACGUUGUCGUGUAUUGCGACGCAACACCAUGGAUUGUGCUCUGCUCAAUGAAAUGUUUGUCAAUGAAGACAGUAGCAAUGCAAAACGUACAGAUAAACGGGCACAGGCUUUGUUGCGUGAAUCCGAACGUGAGCUGAAAAACUCUUUGGCUACAGUGGCAACGAAUGCCGUUUUGGGUGGUUAUAAUCCACGUGUAAAUAGUUUCAGUGAAAAUGUCUAUAAUUCGGAAGCCCUCGAUAAGUGUACCCCUCUUAAUACAGAAGUGCAGCUGAGAUAUCAACAGCCUAAGGUAGUUGAAUCUUGUAAUCGUUACAUGAGUGUUUCAUCACGCCCCAUAGGAUGUCGUUCGUCAGCUCCACCUUUGGCAUUUGCACAUCCGUUAAGCAUGGGUUUUCAAGCCACGCCCGGCUUUAAAGUACGCAAAGAGUUUCAUGAAACAUUUGCCAAUCUGAUUAAAUUGGGUAGUGUAGAUCGGCAGGAUGCCAAGCUAUCGCAUGAGGAACACACUUGGCAGACAGAAGUAAAAGAUCUUAUUUGGUUGGAACUGCAAGCAUGGCAGGCAGAUCGUACACCCGAACAACAGGACAAAUAUUUAUUUGCUGCUCGUAAAGAUGUAUCAGAUUUAUUGACACAAAUCAUUAACUAUAAAUUCCAGCCGCGUUAUCGUCGUCAAGAAAGUGAACUCAGCAUGGAUAGUGGUUUAGGUUCAGACAGCAAUGCCAGCUCACCCCAACCACAGAAAAACUGCACCGGCUGUUUAUCGUUGUAUUGUAAAGACUGUGUGGACCAGCAGGAAAUCGCCAUGAAGGAGGUUGAGGAACUAUUAACACGUCUAGAAGCCGCCGAGGCUCUUUAUCCUUCGUCACAGGCCAUGGGCGCUUUUCAUCCCAUUUACAAGAGUGAAUCGUUUGUGGGACGUAUAAAGACCAUGUGUCUGUGGUAUAACAUUACCAAACAGGCUAAAUUGAAACUAACCAUAUUGGGCAAAAUUUUAGCCCGUCUGCAGGGAGAACGUUUCUCAUGGCCCGUACAAACUUCGUAUACGGCAGAGACAAGCAGUGGGAAUUCUACGGCAUCUGGCUUAGAGUAUGAAGAUUCUGGAAUAAAUUCCAUAGACUCAACCAGAUCUUCGGCAACUCCACAUAGAAAGCUAUCGGGACAAACGGCCCAUAAGGUACAGUUUUUGUUGAAUGAUGUGACUCACAUACCGGGAGAUACUACUAGUAGUAAUGACUCAUCUUCAACCGAAAUAAGCCAGAUAUCGGAGGGGUUAGGUUGUAACCAGUCUUCAGUAGCAUUUCGUAAAACAUCCAUGCAUGAUAUCAAUAUAUUCAGUGUUGAGCCUUUGCGUAAUGGCAGUGGGACAAAUCCAGAACAGUCUUGUGUUUUAUAUCGUAAAUUUAUAGAAAAUGUUCUCAAGUCGAGAGGUCUUGCGAAAUCAUUGGCUUUCUUGCAUAAACUGCAUAAUGUAGUGAUGUGCAAGGCACAGAUAUCGUUAGAAAAGCCAGGCACUGAAGAUUAUGAUUUUGAGACUGAAAAAAUCGAAGAAGACUUUCCACGCUUGGAGCCCGAUAUAAGCCGCGAACAGAUCGAGGAGCUGAGACGUUACGGCUAUUGGAGUGAGGAAUACAAAUCGAUAAACUUGCCUACUUACAUUCCAAUAUUUGUGUUUCUAAGCGGUGUGCCGCUGCAGUUUAUGCAUGAAUUCUUACGUAUGCGUUUGGAAACCAGGCCUCCAAAACCCAAUCCUCUUAGUUUGGAACAGCUUAUGAAGGAACUAAGAGAAGGUCUAACUCUAGCUUUGACACAUCGUGAGAGAUAUCAGCGUCAUAUAACCACAGCUCUGGUGGAGAAUGAAAAGGAAAUGGAACGUUAUAUGAGCAUCUUGAAUCAAUAUGAUGCAACCGUGCGUAAAGUAUUCGAAUUAUAUUUAGAUUACAUCGAUCAAUUGGUUCUAGUCGCUAGUCCGGAAACACAUCAAAAGUCUGCUUUGGAAAAAGAGUGGAUGUUUACCAAACUUAUAUCGCCCAUGAUAUCGGGCAUGCACACUUUGGCAGCCAAAAAAUUCUGCACAAUUAUACGCAAUCUACUUAAGGGUAUAUCAGAACGUUUAGUCAAUAGAUCUCAUGAAUUGGAUAUACAAAUCGAUGGCACUACCCAAAAUCCAGAGACUGAACUGAAAUGGCAAGUUUUGACCAUUUGUCGGGAAACACAAUCGCUGUUCACCGUCGAAAGAGAAUGUUCUGUGAAAGUAUUAUUUUUUGCCAAAACUUUUUGUCGUGAUGUUGAGUCUGCUGAUUUUCAUCGUGAACAUUUCGAACAUGAUGUGGAUGCUGGUCAUCCCGAUGAUUUUCUUUGCGAAGAAAUCAAAGAUUCCUUUAAAUUACUGCAAAAAGAUGUUCUAGAUGUUAGAAAUAAAUUGAUAAAAAUCAUAGAGCGAGUUCAGGAUAGAUGUUCACCGGUAUAUGUUAUGGAUUUGGAUGAGCAAGAUCGUCAGGCAGUUUUAUCCCGUACUCGGGAGAUCUUACAUCAAGGCUAUAAAUUUGGCUUUGAAUACCAUAAGGAUGUCAUACGUCUAUUCGAACAUCGAAUAAUGGCGAAUAAAAAUCAGGAUUGUGAAAUUGAUUUGGCCUUGGGCAUUAUAACAUUCGCCAAAAUGUGGAUGCAAUUUGUAACGGAACGCUGUGAACGUGGUCGUGGAAUGCGACCCCGUUGGGCUUCCCAAGGCUUAGAAUUUUUAAUUUUAGCCUGUGAUCCCCAAAUCACUAGACAUUUAGAUGAGACACAAUUUGAGAAUCUUAAAAAGAAAAUGGACUGUUGUAUUUCACAUGUCAUAGGCAUAACAUCAGAACCGGAAAAAAUUGCCCGUAAAAAGGCAUCACCAAGAACAAGAAAAACCUCUUCACCGGCCACCAGUCGUUCGCGUACACCUACACGAUCGCCCAUGUCGGCGGGAAUAAUAGUCAACCAAAUAAGCCAACAAUCGCCUCAGUAUAAUAAAUUUUUACAUCCCCAAUUCAGUCAUAAGGAAGAACUCUUCCAACGUACUGAAUCAUUAGAUUCCACUGAUUCUGCAAUGGGUGUUAGUGCCACCAAUACACCGACCGAAGAUUUACGUUUAAUUGUGCCAAACAUUAAUGCUAAGACAUCACCCACGGCACCAACACAAACGUCCGUAAUGGGAACGGUCGCUAACGCUGAUGCCUCCUUAGCCUUAAGACAAAUACGUAUACGUGAUGCAGUCAAUCGUCUUGAUCUGGAUUUGGAUGAACAUUUAAGAGAACGCAAUCUGAUUGGUCAUGUUAAGACUUUGAAUACCUGUGAUAAAGUACAAAUUCGAGCACGUAGUGUUAAUUUCCGCUGGCAUCGUGGCAUCAAAAUUGGCCAGGGACGUUUUGGCAAAGUCUAUACGGCAGUUAACAAUAAUACAGGCGAAUUAAUGGCAAUGAAAGAAAUCGCCAUAUUACCGGGAGAGACAAGAACGUUGAAAAAUGUAGCUGAAGAAUUGAAAAUUCUUGAGGGUAUUAAACAUGAAAAUUUAGUUCGUUACUAUGGUAUUGAGGUACAUCGCGAGGAAUUGCUUAUUUUCAUGGAACUUUGUUCGGAAGGUACGCUAGAAUCAUUGGUGGAACUAACCGGUGGUUUACCAGAAGGUUUGACAAGACGUUUCACCGCUCAACUGUUGUCGGGAGUGGCUGAAUUGCAUAAGCAUGGUAUUGUCCAUAGAGACAUAAAAACGGCGAAUAUAUUUUUGGUGGCUGGUGGUAAUAGUCUGAAACUGGGUGAUUUUGGUUCAGCGGUGAAAAUACAAGCUCACACUACUGUGCCGGGUGAAUUGCAGGGUUAUGUGGGGACACAAGCUUAUAUGGCUCCUGAAGUCUUUACCAAAACCAAUAGCGAUGGUCAUGGCAGGGCAGCUGAUAUCUGGUCGGUAGGCUGUGUUGUGGUCGAAAUGGCCUCAGGAAAACGUCCAUGGGCUCAGUUUGAUUCCAAUUUCCAAAUUAUGUUUAAAGUCGGCAUGGGUGAAAAACCUGAGGCACCCGAAACUCUAUCACAAGAAGGACAUGAUUUCAUAGAUCAUUGUUUACAACACGAUCCCAAAGAUCGUUUGACAGCUUUGGAACUAUUAGAGCACCAUUUUUGUAAAUAUGGCCGUGAUGAGGAUUUCAAUACUGAACAAUUGGCAGAACAAGGUCGUCGUUCUUUUAGACGCAAUAUUAAAACAAAAUAAAAACAAUUUAAAUGACUAAAACAAAAUGAGCAUUUUAAGGAUUUUUGUUUAAUAUAUACCUCGCAUAAUGCAAUAAAGAAUUUCAGACAAUAACUAAUACGCGCUCUAAUUUUGUAAAAGAUGAAGAUAAAAACCUUACCAAAAUUUAUGUUCUACCAAAUGGUACAACUCCUCUCUAUAUAAAUUAUUAUAUUAGUUUUGUUUUUCUCUGAAUGUUUAUUAUUGGCAUUAUGCUAAAAAUUAAGUUUUAAGUUUAUUUUUUUAUUUGUAGGUAAUUUGGUAAUUUUUUUUAUCAAAAUAUCUUUAUAAAAAUGAUUAUUUAAGUUGGAAAAGUUUUACAAAAUAAAACGACAAUCUUUAUAUAUUUUUCUAAAAUUAAACAAAUGUACUAUUUGUAAAAGCAAAAUAUGCAAAUUGUAAAAAUUAUACUUGUCCCAAAUAAAGUUCUUAUAUCUUUUUAGGCAGUUUACAAACUGUUGUAUGUAUUAAAUAAAAUUAGUUCCCUUUUGUUAACAAUUAAAUAAAAUUUGCUCAAACAUUCAAAAAUUCUAAAGUAACAAACAGGAUGCACUUUUUCCAUCAUGGUAACAAAUUUUAUUUCCUAAAAAGUCUGUGACAUGCCUGAAUGUUUUUUUGACAAUUACAUUUUGCUGUAUUUAUGUAUGUAUGUAUGUAUUUUAUUAUUUAAGUUUUAUUAAUCUAUCUAUGGGUUUAUUUAUAAGUUUAGUUUUCUAAACGAUCAAAAAUUUUAUGAAAUUAUACGCAAGCUUGUAAUUUGUUAUUUAAAUUAUAAAAUUUAUAAAAAAAUAUAUAUAAAAUUUAUUUUAAAUUCUUCAUAAUAUUUAUAUUGGUACAUAUGAAACGUUUUCAAUCUAUAUAAUACAUAUUAACAACUUUAAAUGUGUAUGUAUGUGUUUGUAGUUAUUAAAAUCCUAUGAAAAUUAUAGAAUGAAAAAAUACUUUAAUCAAGAAUAAAAAAAUGUGCCUCACAGCAAAAAGACAAUAAUAAAA